CGAAAUCAGUCGAAGUAGAGAGAAAAGCUGGCGUAUUAAUAACCGAUUUUAUAGCCGUUUAUUAUGUUUACAUUCGCCGUGAAUACAUACAUUUUUUCAAUAAAGCCGUCGUAACGCGACAAUAAAAGCCGAUAACGCCGCGAUAUUGGAAAAUUCAAAUUUAUAACCGAUAAAACGGUUACAAUCCCGCUGAUAUGCAUUUACUUACUGUUCAAACGCGCUCGAAAAUCCAUCCGAAAUGGGGUUAAUACCCGAAAAAAAGUGCUUCAAGCAACCCUCCAAACUGAUCAAAUUCAUCAUACUGUUCCUCUGCGCCAUAUUCACCAGCAUGCAGGUAGGCCAAUGCUUCCAGAAAUUCUUCCACCCCAGCACCUCCACUUACAUGUCGUUCAUCCUGAACGAAAGCGUGAAAUACCCCUGCUUGACCAUAUGCAGGAGGCCUCCUUACAAAACGGACCUCUACCCGAAAUUCGGCAUUUCGCAUUUCCGGCUCGACACCGCCUUCACCUUUCGAUUCUUCAACUUCUCCGAGUAUUCUCUCAGCGACUUCUUCCACGCCACCACCUACAACUUCACCGAAGUCUUCGCCCAGGUCGCCUACGCCUCCGUGGGGUACCUCCCGCAAGGCGAGGGCUCCUCAGAAACUGUGAAGGUGACCUCUUCGUUCCACUUCUACCGGGGCAGGUGCUUCACUUUCCAGCCACUAACUACAUCGGAUAUAUUCUCGCUGGACGGUGGUUACGCCUUUCUGAUGUACCACAACAAAACCACCGAAGUGAACGAAGCUGGGGUAUCUGCACAUGGGUAUCAAAUCUACCUGCACGAUCCCAACGAAGCUGUCACGUAUACGGAGGACGAGCGUAACAAUUUCCUGGAGAUCCUGCACGUCGAGGCCGACGAGGAUAUGCGGGUUAAAUUCGAGAUACAGGAGUUCGGAAGGAUACCAACUAAAGAGAACCGGUGCGUUGCCAACCCGGAUUACAGCAAAUCUAAGUGCGAGAAUAUGUGCGUGAACCAACAAAUAGCGCAGAGAUACAACUGCACGGCUCCUUUUCUGGAUCUACCCGAAGGCGUGAGUUUUCCCGAAUGUUCCAGUUUCUACAAAGUGCGCUACUUAAUCAGAGACAUAGUCAGCAAGACAGUGUGGAAGUCAGUGGUGCAAAAUUGCGACUGUCCCAUGGCGUGCAAUUACACGGUGUACAAAACCUCGAUAAUCAACAGGAGGGAGGUGCACGAGACGAUGGCGCCCAAUAGUUUGUUUUAUUUGUACAGCACCAAUUUGGUGUUUAGGAUGACCGAGGUGUUGGGAUAUGAUUUGAACCAGCUGUUGUCGGACGUCGGGGGAUCUUUGGGGUUUUUGUUAGGUUUGUCUGUGAUCAGCCUCAUUUGCCUUUGCGAAGAAAUAUUCGAGCUGGCGUUCAAGUACAUAUUCAAGAGGAAAGCCAAAACUGAAACAGGUGAUAGUAAUCGCGAAAUAGUUGGUGCAGAAGAACAAGACGAAUCCAAAUUUGGUAACGAAAUCUACAGGAAUGUAGCAGUAAAAUAUUAACCAAACAGAAGAAAUAACAACUAUAUUUACCUAUGUGUGUG
This is a messenger RNA of Phyllotreta striolata, 1590 nucleotides long. The record is from the annotation of a GenBank genome assembly. Lineage: Eukaryota; Metazoa; Arthropoda; Insecta; Coleoptera; Chrysomelidae.